This is a messenger RNA of Medicago truncatula (barrel medic), 1002 nucleotides long. RefSeq lists its product as uncharacterized. The record is from RefSeq and is a predicted model, not a curated record. Bases 131 to 850 code for a protein of 239 amino acids. The transcript has 2 exons. Lineage: Eukaryota; Viridiplantae; Streptophyta; Magnoliopsida; Fabales; Fabaceae.
CUCGUAAUAAUAAGUACCAAUUAAUUUAUUUUACAGACUUUCCAGUUUCUAUAUAUUCCAUCUACGUUAUUCCCAUGAAUCGGCCUAUAUAAAUCAAUAAUACAGCUUCUUGGUUUGUUAUCAUUCCAAUAUGGCUUCUUCUACUUCUUCCACCAACAAAGUGACCCUCAAACUUCUCAUUGACACCAUGAAUGAGAAAGUUCUGUUUGCUGAAGCAUCAAAAGCUGUGAUAGAUUUUCUUUUCAAUCUGCUUCGUUUGCCAGUUGGUACUGUUGUUAAACUUUUAAACAAGAAUGGCAUGGUUGGUAGCAUUGGUAAUCUCUAUAACAGUGUUGAAACUUUGUCCGAUAAUUAUAUGGAACAAGAACAAACUAAAGAGGUUUUGCUGAACCCCAGAGCUCCUAUCUAUUCAACUGAAAUUGCAGGCCUUCUUCCCGCAAACAAUACCGAUGCCAACAACUUGGGAGGUCGAGGAAAUUUAUUCUAUAGAUGCAGAGGCGGCUGUAGUUAUAAUGUCACAUGUGAUAGCUCAACUCGUUGUUCCUGUUGCAGUAGUGCUAUGAAUGUACAAGUAAAUUAUGUUGGAAAAAAGGUUGUUGAAGAUAACGUUUCUAUUAAGAAUGGUUUUGUGAAAGAUGUUGUGACAUUUAUGGUAAUGGACGAUUUAGUGGUUCAGCCAAUGUCAACCAUAUCAAGCAUUACUUUGCUGAACAAAUUCAAUAUCAAGGAGGUUGGUACCUUGCAGGAAAAGGUUGUUGAGAUGGGAAUGGAUGAGGGUAUCAAGUUACUCAAGGCUUCACUACAAUCCAAGGCUGUCUUGACAAGUGUUUUCAUCAAGAAAGAUGUUUGAGGAAGAAUAUAUUUGACUUAUCUGUUUUGUUUUGAAUCUUCAAGUUACUAUAAGAGGAUAUGGCAUUAUGGUUUUCAUCAUGUAGUUUUUGAUUUCUGAUUAUGCUUAAUGUUUCCUAAUUUAUUCUGAAUGGUUGUUUUCUAUGAACUGUG